Messenger RNA from Penicillium brevicompactum, 669 nucleotides. RefSeq names its product phosphoribosylglycinamide formyltransferase. Gene Ontology annotation, cellular component: cytoplasm. Bases 1 to 669 code for a protein of 222 amino acids. The record is from RefSeq and is a predicted model, not a curated record. Gene Ontology annotation, biological process: 'de novo' IMP biosynthetic process. The transcript is spliced from 2 exons. Gene Ontology annotation, molecular function: phosphoribosylglycinamide formyltransferase activity. Lineage: Eukaryota; Fungi; Ascomycota; Eurotiomycetes; Eurotiales; Aspergillaceae.
AUGACCACUCCGAUUCGCGUCACCGUUCUCAUCUCCGGCAAUGGGUCAAACCUGCAAGCCGUGAUUGACAAAAUUGCCGCCGGACAGCUCAACGCCUCGAUCGUCCGCGUGAUCUCCAACCGCAAGACCGCAUUCGGUCUCGAGCGCGCAAGCAAAGCCAACAUCCCCACUCAAUACCACAACCUCGUCAAAUACAAGAAGCAGCACCCCGCGACACCAGAGGGAAUCCAGCUUGCGCGCGAAGAAUACGAUGCCGAACUCGCGAGACUGAUUCUCGCCGACGCGCCGGAACUCGUCGUCUGUCUUGGCUUCAUGCACAUUCUCUCGCCGCAAUUCCUGGAACCUCUCGAGGCUGCCAAGACACGGAUUAUCAACUUGCAUCCCGCGCUGCCUGGAGCUUUCAAUGGUGUUAAUGCGAUUGAUCGCGCCCACGCUGCGUGGUUGGAAGGUCAGAUCGACAAGACAGGCGUCAUGAUGCACGAUGUCAUUUCCGAGGUUGAUAUGGGUACACCGAUUCUCGUCCGAGAGAUUCCCUUCCGGAAGGGCCAAGAUGAGAAUCUCGAGGCGUUCGAAACUCGGGUCCACGAGACGGAGUGGGGAGUUGUUAUUGAGGGAGUGGAUCUUGUUCUCAAGGAGCUGCAAGCUCAGAAGAACGGCACGAGCGCAUGA